AUGCACAAACCGACUUAUCUCCAUAGAAUAUCACACAAGAUAAAGAGUUAUCUAUCCCGUCACAUCUCCCUUAAAAACCUUCGAAAAUUAGCAUUUGUCAUAUCAUUAAUAUCAUGUCUCGUUUCAGGUUCUAUCUUGCUAUUUUCCUUGUUUACAAUAUCAUUCCAUGAGGUAUUGGGGUUAAGCUUUAUGCAAAUCAACACCAUCGCCUCGUUUUCUGCAUGCGGAAUGUACUUUUGUCUACCUGUGCUAGGGUACCUUGCUGAUUGUUAUGGCCCAGCAUUAUUGUCAUUGUUUCUGAUUUGGUUUUUCUGUCCAAGUUACUUGAUUAACAGUUAUAUCGUAUGCGUGCUUCGAGAGCAACCAGUACUGAACAAGUACAUUUAUGCAUUCUGUUUCACAUUUUUUUUGAUUGGGUUAGCGACAAGCUCGCUAUACUUUUCCAGUUUAAUCACCUGUGCCCGGAUCUUCCCCAAUCAUAAAGGCUUAGCCAUAUCGUUACCAAUCACUUGCUAUGGGUUCUCAGCAUUGAUAGGAUCACAAAUGCUCAAAAUAGACUACUUUUUAGACCAAGGACAAUUGGACUUGUACAAGACAUUUAGAUUUUUCGGCAUACUUUACUUUGGCAUUGGCGCAUUGAACUUUGUAUCUAGUUCAAUAGCAAUUGUGGAACAAGAAUUGAUAUUCAAUUUAGAAGAAGAGGAAUCACCCAUAAUACCCGAUGAAUGCAUGAGUGUUGAUGAAGAAACUCCGUUGGCUCCCGUGAUGUCAAGACGUUCUUCUAUUGAACCACCUAACCAUCAUCAGAGAUUCAUACAAUUCUUGAAGGAUAAAUCGGCAUGGCUAUUACUUGUAUCAUUAGUUCUCAAUAUUGGACCCAUGGAAAGUUAUCAAAACAAUCUUGGAUCCAUCCUCAAGAACAUAACUCCCGGGGCCGACCUUUCCGAUCAAGUAAGUCUAAUGGCCACUGCAUCAACAGUAGCUAGACUUUUAGUCGGAGGAGCAUCUGAUUACUUGGCAACCAAGGGGAUAUGUCGAGUAUGGCUUCUUAUUGUCGUCAUUUUUAUCGGAGCAAUUGGUCAAUAUGCAAAUGGGGUAUUGGACCCAAAUACACCUGUGAAUUACUCCCUCAUCGCCAUGAUUAAUGGGGUUUCGUACGGGGGUAUGUUUACAUUGUAUCCUACUAUUGUUGCAUCCAUAUGGGGAAUUGACAUUAUGGGAUCCACAUGGGGAUCAUUCAUGGUUGCCCCAGCCACGGGAUCAAUCUUGUAUUCUUUGUUUUACGGACACAAUGCCGAUUCAAGAUGCACAGGCAAUGCCCGAGGAUUGUUCAACAACUGUUUAGAGAGAUACUUUACAUUCACUUCUCUUGGGUUAAUUACUAGUUGUGCGUUGGUUUACAUUGUGUGGAAGUUUAUUUGGUAUAAACGAGGACUAUACAUUUUUUAA
Spathaspora passalidarum NRRL Y-27907 is the source of this 1449-nucleotide messenger RNA. RefSeq lists its product as uncharacterized. Gene Ontology annotation, molecular function: transmembrane transporter activity. The coding region runs from base 1 to 1449 and encodes 482 amino acids. Gene Ontology annotation, cellular component: membrane. Gene Ontology annotation, biological process: transmembrane transport. The transcript has a single exon. NCBI's taxonomy places the organism in Eukaryota, Fungi, Ascomycota, Pichiomycetes, Serinales, Debaryomycetaceae. The record is from RefSeq and is a predicted model, not a curated record.